AUGGCUGAGAAUAAUGAGAUUCCACCACCCGUGGUACGGUUUGGCGACACUCUUAGGUCGGGAAUUGAGCACCCGGGGGAGUUCGCUUAUGCAAACGACAACGUCAACAUUCCACCUCACUACAUUAGUUUGGUGAAUGGAGGAAAUCUUUUCCACGGAUGGGAUGAAGAAGAUCCGGUGAGCCACCUCAAUGCCUUUUAUGAGCUGACAAACUCGCAUAGACCUCCAAAUGUGGAGCAUCAUCGGAUUAAUAGGGCCCUAUUUCCGUUCUCGUUGAGGGAGAACGCAAGAGCGUGGUAUGACUCACUCCCGGGCUACAACAUAGCAACGUUCCAAGAGUUGAAGACGUUGUUCCUCUUGGAAUACAACUCUCCAAUGAAGAUUGAGAAAUUGAGAGAGGAAAUCACUUCAUUCCGCCAGAAGUAUGACGAGUCCUUCGCGGAAGCAUGGAAGAGAUUCACAGAGUUGAUAAGGAAAUGUCCAAGUCACGGACUAGCUCCGGGGCAUGACCUUUUGAAAUUCUACAAGGGACUCAACAGUGAAGGCACGGGAUUGGUGACUGCAGGUUCGAAUGGGAACCUAGAUGAUCUAACUCACGAUGAGGUGAGGGCUUUGUUUCAAAGGCUGGCCAACAAUCAACGGAAUUGGCACAAUCCAAGGCGAGGGGCUGAUAGAGCAGGAGAUACAUUUGGUGCUACAAAGGAUGCGGAAAGAGUGACCGCAAUUGAGGCUCAACUGGCGGACAUUAGCACUCAAAUGUCGUCGAUGACAAAGGCAGUUAAAUCCCUUCAACUGACUCCUCAACCCCAAGCUGUGACGGUGAUGAGAUGUGGACUGUGCCAAGGUGGACACCAUACGGAUCAAUGUCCAAGUCUUCAAGGGCCACCAACGGAGGAUGUGAACUACAUUGGUAACAAUCAUCAAGGGUUCAACCAAGGCAAUCAAUACAACAAUCAGCAGAAUUGGAGGCCUCAACAAGCAACCUGGAAUCAAGCUGAGAAGACGGUGGAAAAGUUUGGACAGAUGGAAGCUACAAUGAGGAACCUCGAGACUCAAAUUGGGCAGAUUGCUACAGCAUCUCACACAAGAAUUCCUAAUGCUAUCCCGAGUGAUACGGUGCCCAAUCCUAAAGGUUUUGAACAGUGCAAGGCAGUUAAGUUAAGAAGUGGAAAGGAUCUUGAGUCUCCAAUCAUGCUAGAUGCACAAAAUGGCUCGAACAUCUUGCACGCAGGGGCGGACAAGUUGUUUGGCUCACAAACCUCGCACGCAGGGGCGGACGAGGGGAUUGAGUGGGCUACUACCGAAGCUAGGGAAGGUCAACAAGAAAAAGAAGAGUCAACCAUGAGUGAUAUCCACAAGAAGAAUCCACUAAGUCCGGCAAUGGACCCGAAGUGUCCAUUUAAUUUUCCAGAUUUUAUCCCGCCACCACCUUUCCCAGUCGAGAAUAAGAAGAAGGGUAGGAAAAUAAUUCAAGAGAAAGGACUCGAUUGGAUGAUGAACAUUAUCAGGAAAGUUAAUGUAGAUGUGUCCCUGGUGGAUUUGUUCCUACACUUUCCUAAAUUCUCCAAGUUUUUUAAGGAUCUUAUUGCGAAAAAGGAGAAGAUACAAGACGAUGGUGUGGUGAUAUUGAGCGCAUUUUGCUCACAAUUUGUGAAGGGAAAGAUGCCGGCAAAGAGAAGAGACCCUGGAAGCUGUGUGAUCCCAUGUGAGAUGGGAGAUAAGGAGUUCCCAAAGUGCCUACUUGAUCAAGGCUCGGGAAUAUCAUUGAUGGCUCUGAAAACCGCACGGUCAAUCGGUCUAGAAGCGAGGAUUGAACCAAUCGACAUUGACCUACAAUUGGCGGAUCGUUCAAUUGUGAAACCAAAAGGUAUCAUCGAGGAUGUCUUGGUGAAGGUUGAUAGAUUUGUACUCCCGGUUGACUUCAUUGUCCUAGAGAUGGAAGAGGACAAGGAUAUGCCUAUCCUAUUUGGUAGGCCAUUUUUAGCAACCGGUGAUGUUGUGAUAGAGACCAAGACAAAUACGGUCAUGUUUCGAGUAGAUGGAGAGAAUGUGGUGAUCAAGCAAGAGAAGGCGGGGAAGCGCCUAUUGGAGCCUGGAUAG
Salvia splendens (bonfire salvia) is the source of this 2100-nucleotide messenger RNA. RefSeq lists its product as uncharacterized. The record is from RefSeq and is a predicted model, not a curated record. Bases 1 to 2100 code for a protein of 699 amino acids. The transcript is spliced from 2 exons. Lineage: Eukaryota; Viridiplantae; Streptophyta; Magnoliopsida; Lamiales; Lamiaceae.